GAAAGAUGCGACAAAUGGGAGGAAGAAGUCAUGGAGGGAUCUCUAAGGCUUUUGGAUAUUUGCGGUGCAGUUAGAGAUAUCUAUUCACAGAUGAAUGAAACUGUCCAUGAACUCGAGUCAUCUGUGAGAAGGAAAACCGAAAUCUCAACAACUGUGCUCUCUCAAAAGGGCUUGAACAAAAUGAUCAACAAAUGUUACAAGGAAAUCAAGAACGUGGCAGCAAGUAAAAAAGAUUCUUCAUCAUCAGAGGCAAUCCCUCUGGUGAAUCUGAUGAAACAAGUCCAAGAAGUUAGCGUAAACGUGUUGGAUUCAACCCUUUCUCUGAUCUCUACAUCACCAAAGGCUGCAGCAAAGUGGUCCUUGGUAUCGAAGUUAUUACAACAAAAUAAAGCAUCAUCACAGGAAAUUCCAUUCAUGCAGAAAAUGCAAGCUGAGUUGAAGUCAUACAAGGAAGGAGAUGUUGUCCAAACGAGGAAACUUCUCAGGACGUUAAUCCAGUUCGAAGAAUUGUAUACUAUUUUUCUGAAGCACUACAAGAGAGAAUCGACCACGAAUGUUGAAUAUUUCUUUCCGAAGAAUUUGAAAAACUGA
Oldenlandia corymbosa var. corymbosa is the source of this 591-nucleotide messenger RNA. The record is from the annotation of a GenBank genome assembly. Lineage: Eukaryota; Viridiplantae; Streptophyta; Magnoliopsida; Gentianales; Rubiaceae.